Molecule: messenger RNA, 847 nt
Organism: Zonotrichia albicollis (white-throated sparrow)
Lineage: Eukaryota; Metazoa; Chordata; Aves; Passeriformes; Passerellidae
Source: RefSeq, a predicted model, not a curated record
UGCCACGACCGCGGGUACCUGGUGACCCAGGACGAGCUGGAUCAGACCCUGGAGGAGUUCAAGGCGCAGUUCGGGGACAAACCCAGCGAGGGCCGCCCCCGUCGCACCGACCUGACCGUGCUGGUGGCUCACAACGAUGAUCCCACGGAUCAGAUGUUCGUGUUCUUCCCCGAGGAGCCCAAGGUGGGCAUCAAGACCAUCAAGAUGUACUGCCAGCGCAUGCAGGAGGAGAACAUCACCCGGGCGCUGAUCGUGGUGCAGCAGGGAAUGACCCCCUCGGCCAAGCAGUCCCUGGUUGACAUGGCUCCCAAGUACAUCCUGGAGCAGUUCCUGCAGCAGGAGCUUCUCAUCAACAUCACAGAGCAUGAGCUGGUGCCAGAGCAUGUGGUUAUGACAAAGGAGGAGGUGACAGAGCUGCUGGCCCGAUACAAGCUGAGGGAGAACCAGCUGCCCAGGAUCCAGGCUGGGGACCCUGUGGCUCGCUACUUCGGGAUAAAGCGUGGCCAGGUAGUGAAGAUCAUCAGGCCCAGCGAGACAGCGGGCAGGUACAUCACCUACAGACUGGUGCAGUGACACAGUGGGUGUGAGGAGCUGUGUGGCUCCCACCAGCAGUUCAUGGGCUCUUGGAGAUUCCUGCACUUCAGAGAUGGCCAAGGAAAUCCAAGGAAAUUCCCACACUGCCUCUCUGCAGCCCCAUCCCUGGGCCUCAUUCCUUGUCUUCCAGCUUGGACUUUGUGGUGACCCCUCAGUCCCACCCAGGACUCAGCCAUGGGAGAAAACAAGUGGGGAAAGCCUUUUGCUUCCCUGUUUCCUGGGCUCUUGUUUGAAAUAAAGCUUUGUACCCUCA